Messenger RNA from Phymastichus coffea, 2350 nucleotides. Its product is annotated as myb-like protein X. Gene Ontology annotation, biological process: chromatin organization; negative regulation of transcription by RNA polymerase II. The record is from RefSeq and is a predicted model, not a curated record. NCBI's taxonomy places the organism in Eukaryota, Metazoa, Arthropoda, Insecta, Hymenoptera, Eulophidae. Gene Ontology annotation, cellular component: pericentric heterochromatin. The transcript is spliced from 5 exons. Bases 256 to 1356 code for a protein of 366 amino acids. Gene Ontology annotation, molecular function: chromatin binding.
ACCUUGCGGCUUAAUAAAAUUUUCUUCGAAUUUGUCUUGCCGGUGAAUCUCCUACUAAAUAACCGAAACAAAAGCUGCGUGGUCACAGAGAUUAUCUAAUUACAUAGAAAACUCAAACUAUUUUCAAGCACAUUCCGGCAGUAUACGUGUAGAAAAUAACGGCAACAUAAUAGACAUUUUUAGUCAUCUUUAGCCGAGUAGCAAUCUCCAUUGUCCUUGAGUGAAUUAUAAACGUUAUUUUCAAAGAAAUUUAAUAUGCCUCGAGCUUACAAAACUAAAUGUAAAAGGCCAGGUGGCAACAGUGACAGUGAAGGAGAAGUUAAUAACUCUGCCCACAUUGAAAAUAACGGAAAUGAAACUACGAAUGAAGUUGAUACUUCAAGCUUCUCAGGGAAAAAGCGUAGCAUUCGUAGUCAAGCAAAAAUAAACUAUGAAAAUCAAAGUGACCAUGAAGAGGAGGCACCAGAUAAUGAACCUUUUGCAAGUAAACGUAGUAAAAAAACAUCAAGUGAAAUCCCAGAAAAUGGUAAAGGGGAAACAGAUGAAGAAACUGAGAAAUCUAUAAGUAAAAAAAAGAAAGCUAAACAAAACAAAAAUAGUGAAAAUGGUGAGGAGAUCUUACAAGAGAUGGAACAAAAUGGAAAAUCUUCAAGUAAAGGAAAGAAAAAAGGUAAAACUUCUCAUAAAAAAGAAGAAAAACACGAUGAAGAAGCAGAAGAAGAAGAAUAUGAAGUUGAGAAAAUAGUUGAUCAACGCACUAUCAAAGGUCGUCGUCAAUUUUUAGUAAGAUGGAAAGGGUAUUCUGAAGAAUCUGAUACAUGGGAAAAUGAGAAAGACUUAAACUGUGACAGGUUAAUAGAAGAAUUUUUAACUGAACAAGAGGAGAAUGAACCUAUUAAUGAAGAAAAGAAAGACAAGAAUGAGAAAACAACAAAAAUUAAAAAGCAAAACAAAAACUUCAAGAACCAAAAGAAAAAUAAGAAAUCUGAAUCAAAAGAGGAUAAAAAUAAUGAUAAUGACCAAGAUGCCGAAAAUUCGACCGGUUCUAUAGAAUAUGAAGUUGCAAGAAUUAUCGAAGUUUAUUUCAAAAAAGAUAAAUCACGUGAGUUUCUUAUUAGAUGGAAAGGAUUUUCAGCAAAAGAAGAUACUUGGGAACCAGAAGAGCAUUUGAAUUGCCCCGAACUUAUUAAUAAAUUUAUGGAAAAAUUAAAAAAACAAAAAGAAAGUGAUGCUCGAGAGUUAAGAAUCAAUCCGUCGCAUACAAAACGUUACACAUUAACUAUGCACUCUGAUAAAAGACAAUCUCGACGUAAUGCUGCAAAGCAAAGGGUAACCUACUAUGAAUGCGACGCUUAAAAAUAUCAACACCACUAAAACCCUACAAGUUUAGGGAAAAUACAUGAGACAGAGUGGAAAUCACACUUAAAAUUCAUUUUCAUAAUGUUUUGACUAUGAAAUAAUUUGUCAUUUUAUUUUAAUUAUUUUAUCAAGAAUUAUAUCAUGAAUUUGUUUUUAUCAUAACAUUUCUUAAGGAAUUUUCUAAAACAUGCCUUAGUCAAAAAGAUCACAUAAAAAUAUAUACAGCUAAUAUUCUAAAUUAUAAGUUAAAACUUUUAAUUAGAAAGUUCUCGGGAAUCAGUAUAGAUAUAUAGAAUAUUUUUAUCUAAAUGCGAAACUGACUUGAUGUAAAUAAAUAAAAACACAUUGUGCAGAUAUUUGCAAAAUUUGAUACUUAUAUCAGAAUAAUAAAUUAUAAUGUUAUAUUAUCGCAAUUCAUGAAAAAAUGACACAAUUUUAUUAAAUUUAAAGCUUAUAGAUGUACAUCUAUACAAUGUUUUGAUAUUGUAAUUCUAAAACAUCUAUAAAUCGGAAGGUACAAAAAAACAAUAAAUACAUAAAUGAAUACAUUUCUUUAAUUAUUUAAGCUUCCAUAUGUGUAUGUAUUGUGCAUACACAAAUCUAAUGCGCAGAUUGACGUUACAUUUAAAUAAAAUAAAUUGUUCCAAUUAUUCGAAUUUCAAUGUUUUUUAUUUUACGGGGUUAUUAGAUUAUUGAUUCUCAUAUCAGCAUUAAAAAUUAUAAUAUAUUGUCGCAAUUCAUGAAAAAAGAACUAAAUUUUAUUAAGUUUAAAGUUUGUAGAUGUACAUCUAUACAAUGUUUUAAUGUAUUGUGAUCCUAAAACAUUUACAGAUUAGAAGGCACAAAGUGAAUACAUUUCUAAAAUUAUUUUAAGCUUGUAUAUGUGUAUGCUAUUAUGCAUACACAAACCUACUGCGCAAAUUGGUGUUAAAUUUAAAUAAAAUAGAUUGUUCCAAUUGUUCGAAUUUCAAUAAUGUUUCUCAUUAUAUAA